Messenger RNA from Paraphaeosphaeria sporulosa, 1540 nucleotides. RefSeq lists its product as uncharacterized. The record is from RefSeq and is a predicted model, not a curated record. NCBI's taxonomy places the organism in Eukaryota, Fungi, Ascomycota, Dothideomycetes, Pleosporales, Didymosphaeriaceae. Gene Ontology annotation, molecular function: transcription coregulator activity. The coding region runs from base 382 to 1209 and encodes 275 amino acids. Gene Ontology annotation, biological process: regulation of transcription by RNA polymerase II; termination of RNA polymerase II transcription. Gene Ontology annotation, cellular component: mediator complex; core mediator complex. The transcript is spliced from 2 exons.
UGCGGAGGAGCUCCUCUUGUUGUUCGUUGCGAGUCUGACCCACACCGCAGAGUAAUCGGAGACGCCCGCCAGAGCGGAAUUGCACGCACAGCGAUGUCAAUAUGGACAGGGCAGAACUCACGGCAAUAAUGCGAAGCGUACACCGUUUGCUGAUAUGAGAAUGUGUGCAUUCCGCUUCUGAGAUAUGCGUUCUGCGAGGCAUUGUUUACUGAGGGCGCUGCGCUCGGAGCUUUUUACCGUGUGCCAGCCGUGAUCGGCCCCAGAGCUUCCACGCCUGUUCCCCGCCAAUCACGCACCUUUCAACCCCACGAACGCCCACCAAACACCGGACCGUCGGCUUUGUGAUUGCCAUUCUGGGGCAACUCAAGAGCACCCAGUUCCAUGCACGAGCUGCUCCUGUACGGGCAGCUUCCGCCCCCUCGCCAUGAGCAAGUCCUAAAGAUCCUCGCCGGGCAUGCUGCUAUGCAGCCCCGCCGCGUCCUCGAGAGACACAUCAUAUACAAGCCUACGCGUGAGCCUGAAGAGCCAGGGGCGCAUCUCGGCCGUGGCGGCGGAUCGCAGACUGUUGGAGGCAAACCGGUUAAGCAGGGCACCGUGAAGAAUCUCUUCUACACCAAGCUUGUGCAGAAGCUGGACCAAGGAGACUUUGGACGCGCAGACGACAAACCGGCCGAUAGCAGAAAGUGUCUGUCAGCCAACGUCAACUCCGGGGAAGAGCCAAAGUGGUCUUUCGAAUUCCAGGACUUGCCAGACACCGGGGAUAGAGGAGUUUGCGCUCGUCUCACAUCGUCGACCGACCUUCUCUCGGGCGAUCCGCACGCGUGGAUGCUUGCAACAGGUCCUCACCAGUUUGUCUCCGAAUACUACGUAGAAGGACACCGAUUUGUCCACGGAAACGUCGUCAUCUUCCUGCAUCGCAUUCUCCACGAGCCCGGGGUUCGGUCUUUGGAGACCGCACCGAAGGUGGACCCGCCGGCUUUCGAUGCCCUCAAGCCUUUCGACCCGAGCGGCGCAUACAUUCUGGAAGCCAAGGUUCGCGUCCAGGACUAUAAUAACCAGGCUGUGCUGGAAGAUGGGGUGAACGAGCUGAAAGGAUUUCAGAAGCAGAUGAAGGGCUGCGUGGAGUUGGACAUUCCUGACAGGCUCUCGCUCGACACGCGGGUUAGGUACCGCCCUCCGCAUCUACGGGUUGCUCAAAGGCCUCGAUGAGCCGGCAGGUUACGUGUCGACGGCAGGAUGUGCAAGGAACUGCCGAAGCGCGCCCUACUUCGGCUACCUUCCCCAGCAAACCACCAAUAUCGUGACCGAAAGCAGGGUGUUUGGCAGCAAACGCACUUCAUACGAGGACACUGAAGCUUGGUCUACGCUGGAAGAGGCUAGAAAGCAGACGAUGAACUAGGGAAGAAGGACUGAUCCAAAUGAUCAUCAAGUUGCCGGCCUAGCUUGAAUGCCUCGAAGGCAAAGCAGUGCGACAAAAUUUGAUUGUGUUUCGAUGAUACCCCUACAUAGCAAACUAGUAUCGAUCUCCGUAACGAUUGCU